Messenger RNA from Amoebophrya sp. A25, 391 nucleotides. NCBI's taxonomy places the organism in Eukaryota, Dinophyceae, Syndiniales, Amoebophryaceae. The record is from the annotation of a GenBank genome assembly.
CUACGAUCGUGGAACGCGUACGUGGGACUAGAGAAGGCGAGAACGGGGAAGAUGAGCCUGCAGAAUCGGACGAAUCGUUAUCAGGAGACCAACAAGAUACUAGAGAUGUAGAACGUGAUAAUGAGUCUACUAUGUUGCGACUGCGAGGAGGUGAUCAAACGACUGCGACUAUGGAGCCUCCACAAGACCCUCCUAUACUAGGACAAGAUAGUACUGAACACGGACAAGACCACGUUACUACUCUAAAGGGUUCUUCACCAGAUGAUACAGAUGUGGAAUCAUCUGAAACUAGUACUACUUCAAAAGUACUAGCGGGACAGGUCGUUGUGCCUACAACUGCUUCUAGUACAUCCUCCCCUGAGGAUGUUCGACAACUGAGCACAUUGUAUUC